This is a messenger RNA of Elgaria multicarinata webbii, 2601 nucleotides long. Its product is annotated as protein PRRC1-like. Lineage: Eukaryota; Metazoa; Chordata; Lepidosauria; Squamata; Anguidae. The record is from RefSeq and is a predicted model, not a curated record. Gene Ontology annotation, biological process: activation of protein kinase A activity. Gene Ontology annotation, cellular component: cytoplasm. Gene Ontology annotation, molecular function: protein kinase A regulatory subunit binding.
GGCGACGGAGGAGGAGGCCGCUUCCCAUCCAGCCACGCCAUUUUAGGCCCCGAGGCCGGGAAACAGAAGCGGGUCGCCAAGGGGGAACCGACCUCCCCUCAGCCGCCGCCGCCAUCGUCCGAGUAUCACUCAGGUCAGGGUUGCCGGGAAAAAAAAUGAUGGAAGAGAGCGGGAUAGAGACGACUCCACCUGCGACCCCCCCGCCCAGCACAGCUGGGGCGGCCGCCCCCACCCCCACCCCCACCCCAGCCUCCUUAGCUAGUCCUCCCCUUCCUCCAAAACUGCCUGCACCCUCCUCAUUCCCUUCUCAAACCUUCUCCUCACCUUUACCACCUGCAGCAACAUCUCUGCCCUCUAUGGCACUCCCAACUCCUCUGCCUUUUGUGCCUUCUGUUCCCAUCUCAACUGGUGCGCCCCAUGGAGUGUCUAACCCACCCUCUCUCACUCCUCCAAGUGCAGCGGCUUUCACCAGUCCUAUUUCCCAGUUCUCGCCCUCUCCACCGCUAAGCUCUACUCCUGGCCCCGUGCUUUCUGCACCUCCAACUGGACCUCCCAUCUCUGGUUUUUCUAUUGCUUCAACCUACGACAUCACCAAAGGUCAUGCCGGGCGAGCGCCACAAACACCCCUAAUGCCGUCGUUUUCUGCACCUGCAGUCCCAGGUGUCUUGACAAACGCUGCACCACCACAGCAGACCUCUGUGCCGUCACCAUUAGGAUCUGGCCUUACAAGUGUCUCUUCGAUUACUUUCCCCGAAGAACGCGAAGACCCCAGGGUUGUUGGCAUGCCCAAUGAAGCAUCUCCCGGCGGACUUUGGGGCUUUAUCAAGGGUGUGGCAGGGAAUCCUAUGGUGAAGUCGGUGCUCGAUAAAACCAAGCACUCAGUAGAGACGAUGAUCACGACGCUGGAUCCUGGCAUGGCCCCAUAUAUCAAAUCCGGGGGAGAGUUGGACCUCAUUGUCACCUCUGCUAAAGAGGUCAAGGUGGCAGCAGUAAGAGAAGCUUUUCAGGAAGUUUUCGGAAUGGCCACGGUUACGGGAGAAGACGGCCAGUCCAACAUUGCCCCACAACCUGUCGGCUAUGCAGCUGGAUUGAAAGGAGCCCAAGAAAGGAUUGACAGCUUGCGCAGGACAGGAGUAAUACAUGAGAAACAGCCUGCGGUGUCUGUUGAAAAUUUUAUCGCAGAAUUACUUCCUGACAAGUGGUUUGACAUUGGUUGCCUAAUUGUGGAAGAUCCGAUCCACGGCAUUCACCUCGAAGCGUUUACACAAGCAACACCAGUGCCUCUGGAAUAUGUACAGCAGGCUCAAGGUCUCACUCCUCAGGAUUACAACCUAAGAUGGUCGGGUUUGUUGGUGACAGUGGGAGAAGUGAUAGAGAAGAAUUUGCUGCAUGUCAACCGGACGGAUUGGCACGUAGCAUUCACCGGUAUGUCUCGUCGUCAGAUGAUCUACAGCACAGCCAAAGCCAUUGCAGGGAUGUACAAGCAGCGUUUACCACCAAGGACCAUUUGAAAGCGAAAAUAACUCUUAGCAAUGAAGGAGACUCAUUCCUUAGACUGAUGUUGAAAAGAAACAAUUGCAACUUCGGUAAUUUGAUGGUCCUCUGCUGAUGCACCUCGGCUUUGUAUUCUCUAUAUAAACUGUUUUGUUAAUUUUAAGCGUGAAGGUAUCCUUUGGAUAACGGAAAUGAACAAUUUUUAAUUCAUUCACACGAUCAGAUAACUCCCCCAAACUGUAAUAUAGAAUCAGCAAGCAUAUUUAUAGCAGGGUAAAAAUGGUAAAAAUGUAUUUGACAGGAUGCGGUCUUCAUUUCAAACACUAAAUAGAUGUUUGGCAGGCAUUCAAUAUUUGGUUUUUCCAGGCAUCUCAAUAUGUAACCAUUGCUGGAGUGGUAUCUAAAAUAAGUUUGGAAGCCAAGUUCAAAGGAAAUGAUCUCUCAGUGUUGCCUGUUUACAGGGAAGGGAGGUGUAACAUGUGCUGAGUUCAGGCACAUGGAAAUACAACUUAAAAUGGUCACAUGUGUUGCUUAUUUUACACCUAGAACCUAGUUAGCUAAAUGCCUACGUCUGCAGUAAAAUGACACUCAAACAGACCACUGUAACCAUUCUUAGCUUGCUUUUGUAUGCGUCGUAAGAUAAAGGGCAUUACUGAAUAGUUCAAAAUGCAGGUUUAAAGGACAUAAAACUUUUAAAAACAUUAGUCUAUAUCUUAAGAGUAUAAAAGCAUAUUAUUUGUUUCUAGUUUUUCUGGAACAUCACUAAUUUCCUCUGAAACUGAUGGGAAAUCAACUUCAGUUAUAGUUAGAUUACGUUACUAUAGGAUACACUCAAUUCAUGCAAACAUCUCAGCAGGGCAGUACAAUAAAUCAACUGGAGUUUUGUCUUGUAGCUUUGAGGCAUCAUGGAUGAGAAAUUAAUAUGGCAAAUGGUAUCUUCCAAAGCAGGCUUUCCCAACCUGGUGCCCUCGAAAUGUAUUAGACUGCUGUUUCCAUCAUCCCCAGCCUGCUACUGGCUGAAGAUGUUGGGGGUUAUAGUCCAAAACAUCUGGAUACCACUAGGUCAGGGAAGGCUGUUCCAAAGAAUAAAAAAACCCUUACCUACUU